UUAUGAAGUAUAAAAUGUUAUGCUUUUAGUGUCACUUUGACAACUAGAUGACAGAUGACUUGAUUUUCACAAAGCGGGUGUUUAUUAAACAUUUUCCAUAAAUACGAAUUAUGGAGGCAAAUUCUUCGAAAAAAAAAGAUGGGGAAACACGAUUCGAGACAUUCUACACCGAGGUUAAAGAAAUUGAAAAACGAGAUUCAGUAUUGACAUCAAAACAACAAAUAGAUCGUCUUUUGAGGCCUGGAUCAACAUAUCUUAAUUUAAACCCAUUCGAGGUCUUACAAAUUGACCCUGAUUUGCCUAUCGACGAAGUUAAGAAAAAAUACCGAAGGUUAUCUAUUUUAGUGCAUCCUGAUAAAAAUCAAGAUGACGCCGAUAGAGCUCAGCAAGCCUUCGAAGCUGUCAACAAAGCCUGGAAGGUUCUCGAAAACGAAGUCACAAGGAAGAAGUGCAUGGAUGUUAUCGAAGAGGCUAAGGGCAGAACCGAUAUAAUGCUCGCAGAGAAACGGAAAAAGGCUAAAAAAGAAGGCAAAGACAAAAUACCCGAAGAUGAUCCAGAGAACUAUAGGCAUGCCAUUUAUGUAUUGACAAUGAAAUUAUUUGCUGAUAUGGAAAGGAAAAGGAGGGAUUUAGCAGAAAGGGAUCAAGAAGAACGGAAACGGAAAAGAGAAGCUGAAAUUGAAGAGGAAGAAUUGAAUAAGGCUCAAAAAGAAUGGCAAAAGAAUUUUGAGGAAUCAAGGCAAAAUCGGGUAGAUAGUUGGCAGUCCUUCCAAGCAAAUACAAAAUCGAAAGCUAAGAAGUCCAGUAAGAAGAUAAAGAUGUUCCGACCACCACAAAACAAACCAGAGUCCAGAUAAUUUAAGAUCAACAAAAAAAUAAGGUGAACAAAUCCGUCUAAGAGAUUAUUUGCAGAAAUUCAAAAUCUUGCCUGGUCUGUCAUGAUUUUGUAAUAUUCCUACUGAAAUUUUUGAGUAGUGUAUUAUAGUCGAUAAGGAAUUUUGUAUUUUCAUAAGUUUCAUCCCCUACAUAUUGUGUUACAAAAAACAUUGAACAUUAAAUAUUUUGUUUCCAAA
Messenger RNA from Harmonia axyridis, 1073 nucleotides. Its product is annotated as dnaJ homolog subfamily C member 8. The record is from RefSeq and is a predicted model, not a curated record. The transcript is spliced from 4 exons. Lineage: Eukaryota; Metazoa; Arthropoda; Insecta; Coleoptera; Coccinellidae. The coding region runs from base 111 to 857 and encodes 248 amino acids. Gene Ontology annotation, cellular component: nucleus.